AUGAGAAUUGUCAGGUAUAUUUCGGAGUCUAAAAUGGAUAAGGUAGUCAAAAGGAUCAUGUAUGCAAAGCCAGCUAAUUUCUUGUAUAUUUUAAAGAAAUUCUCAACUUUGCUACACGACGUAAGAGAAAAUGGACCGGAAUCAUCUAAGGAGAUGAUCGUGAGAAAUCAUAAUAUCACGAAUGAAGAUGGAUCCGAUAGAGAAGUUGCUCAAUGGUUGGACAAUAUGAUCAAUAAGGGAAUGAAUAAAAACGGUGAAAUUGCGGCUGUCAAAAGGUUUGUUAGGCAUGUUCAAAUAUCGAAAGAAACUGCUGCAGCCCUGAGUAUAUUCGGUGCAGUGGCUCAUGCUUGUGUAUUAACCGCUGGUGGUAUAUGUGUCGUCUUGAUGAUAGCCAUGGGUAUUGGGAUGACAUUUUGGGUAAUCCAUCUAAUUCGUGAAUUGACUGAUCUUUUUCCUUUUUCUAUUUUUAUCCUGUAUUAUAUAUGCAUCUUAUAG
Molecule: messenger RNA, 495 nt
Organism: Naumovozyma dairenensis CBS 421
Lineage: Eukaryota; Fungi; Ascomycota; Saccharomycetes; Saccharomycetales; Saccharomycetaceae
Exons: 1
Coding region: 1-495 (164 amino acids)
Source: RefSeq, a predicted model, not a curated record